Molecule: messenger RNA, 1719 nt
Organism: Cygnus olor (mute swan)
Lineage: Eukaryota; Metazoa; Chordata; Aves; Anseriformes; Anatidae
Gene: MRPL38
Product: mitochondrial ribosomal protein L38
Exons: 9
Coding region: 97-1218 (373 amino acids)
Cellular component (GO): mitochondrial large ribosomal subunit
Source: RefSeq, a predicted model, not a curated record
UAUGGCAACGGGGGGGGGCCUCGCACGGCGGGCCCCGCGCGGCGCAGCCGUGGUUGCCGUGGCAACGGGGCCCUUCCCCUGAGGGCGGCGCGCAUCAUGGCGGCGCCCCUGCUGAGCGCGGCCCUGCGGGGAGCCCGGGCCUUCGGCACCGCCGCUGCUCUCUGCAGGCGGGCGGCCCCGCUGGGCCCGAUGCCGAACGAGGAGAUCGAUGUCGGCAACUUGGAGGCGCUGGAGAAAUACCGCAGCUUCACUCGGUACUUCAGGCAGGCGGAGAAGGAGGGCAGGAAGGCCCGGUGGUGGAAGACCUACCGGCAGUACGCCAGCCCCGAGCCAGAGCAAAAGACUGACAUCAGCCUGCCACAUGGGGAGCUGUUGAAGGAAUAUAAGGAAAGAAAAAAGAUCCUGAAGCAGAACCACCAAAACGCCGAGAUGGAAAGAGCAGCACGGCUCCGGACUGCACUCAUCCCCCUCGACGAGGUCAGAGCAGAGUGGGAGAAGACCAGCGGCCCGUUCCACAGGCAGCGCCUGGCAGAGUAUUAUGGGAUAUUCCGUGACUUGUUCCAGAAGGGCACCUUCACCCCCUGGGUUAGCCUGAGAGUGGAGUACAGCCAGGAAGAUGAGCACCUCGUGCCGGUGUACUACGGGAACAUGGUGACUCCGACAGAGGCUUCCAAUCCCCCUGAAGUGUCAUACGAGGCAGAUAAAGGCUCCCUCUGGACUUUGUUGCUCACAAAUCCAGAUGGACAUUUACGAGAGACUGACGCGGAGUACCUCCACUGGCUGGUGACAAACAUCCCAGGCAACGACAUCAAGGCGGGCAAGGAGAUCUGCCACUACUUGCCCCCCUUCCCCGCCAUGGGAACCGGCUACCAUCGCUUCAUCUUCCUCCUCUUCAAGCAAGAACGCCCCAUAGAUUUCAGCGAGGACGUUCGGCCGACGCCGUGCCACAGCCUCAAGAUGCGGACCUUUAGCACGUUUGACUUCUACAGGAAGCACGAGGACAGCAUGACCCCAGCGGGGCUGGCGUUCUUCCAGUGUCAGUGGGACAGCUCCGUUACUUGGGUCUUCCAUCAGCUUCUCAAUAUGAGGGAGCCCGUGUUCGAAUUUGUGCGGCCGCCCGUUUACCAUCCUCCACAGGUCAAGUUCCCGCGCCACCAGCCUCUGAGGUACCUGGACAGGUACCGGGACACCAAGGAGCCCACCUACGGCAUUUACUAGCCGCCUCGUCGCCCCGGUGCCCGCUGCAAGCAGGCCCGGCAGGUGGGGCUGCUGCCUUCCCUGCCUUCACACAGCUCUGUGGGCCGGAGAAGUCUGCACCUCUAGAGGGAGACAACAAAAUCCCGGUCCCUUGGCUCCGAGUUCCACUUUGCUGGCAGUGCUGGGAAGCGUGCAGCUGAGGGCAACAGGCAGUCGGUGCUGGCAGCCGCAUGGGAAAAAGGCUAUUUGAGAGCGCGAUGAAAAUAAAUCCAGGCUGCAGCCUUGCUACUGGUUCUGUAGCAGAGCUGAUGAGGAGCAGAGGCAGAACAGAGUCCCCCAGAAAUGUCCCGCCUGGCUUCUCUGGAAGGAUCACGCUUCUCCUUUUGCCUGUUUAUGAGGAAUAAGGUUAAACCAACCUGCAUCUCCUUCCCUUAUCGGUGCUGCAGUUCAGGACUGUGCCAGCUUUCAUUUCAGCAGUCCUGUGAAAGAGAUGAGUGAUUAAACACGCUCUGAGCAACGGUG